AUGGCUUCAGUCAUUAUGUCUGAUGCCAUUGACUCUGAUGCUGGACCAGGUUCCAGCACAGCCGGUACGCCCAGAGCAAGUCAAACACUUCGCGGAUCGUCAGCCAGACCAAGAGGCCCUCCCUCGGAGAGUGUCGCCCCUCUAAGUGACGAUGAGGGAUUCGCAGAUGAUCAGAUCCCAACCGGAACAGGUCGCCCUAGGAGAAAAGACCGCGCUGUUCCUCGAGUUGUGGAUAGAGUCGGGCUGGUCGUUCAGUCUAGAUUCGAAGACUUCCUCGAAUCAUACGUCGAGGAGCCAUCGUCUUCUGGGGCGCCUCCAUCUUCCGCCGCAACGACUGAUAAAUACUACAUCGCCCAGAUCCAUGGGCUGAGAACCUACCAGCUAUCGACCCUAUAUGUCGAUUACAGGCAUCUCUCCCAAUAUGCAGACGAAUUGUCUUCGGCAGUGGUGUCGGAUUACUACAGAUAUCUGCCUUUUUUGACUAAGGCGCUCCAUAAUUCGAUCGCCAAACACGAGCCUCGGUAUUUCAGAGAGCAUCGACAACCUACAGCCUCGAGUAACCAAACUUCAUCCGGAGCUAGCAAUGCUGCCUCGGCCAGCCAAUCCGAUUUUCAAGGCGACAAAACCACGAACCAACAGACUGAUAAGUUGUUUGCGUUGGCUUUCUACAAUUUGCCCCUUGUUACCCGCGUCCGUCAUCUCAGGACGGCCAACAUUGGCCAGCUUCUCUCUAUUUCUGGCACUGUCACGAGGACGUCAGAAGUGCGGCCGGAGCUCUCACUUGCAACCUUUAGUUGCGAGUCGUGUAAAAAUACCAUCCCGAAUGUUGAGCAGACAUUUCGAUAUACUGAGCCCACGCAAUGUCCAAACGAAACAUGCAAUAACCGGCUAGCAUGGAGGUUAGACAUCAGGCAGAGUACCUUUGUUGAUUGGCAGAAGGUUCGAGUUCAAGAAAAUAGCUCGGAAAUUCCCACUGGAAGCAUGCCCCGGACGCUGGAUGUUAUUCUCCGUGGAGAAAUCGUUGAGCGCGCAAAAGCUGGAGAGAAAUGCAUCUUCACGGGAACUCUUAUCGUUGUACCGGACGUCAGCCAGCUUGGCCUCCCAGGAGUGAAGCCAACAGCUGUGCGGGAUAACCAGAAUAGAAGUGCAGAGGUGAAUGGUGUUACUGGACUAAAAUCCCUUGGUGUCCGUGAUCUCACUUAUAAGCUUGCCUUCUUGGCUUGUAUGGUUACGCCUGAUACGUCGACUACUGGCUCAUCAACCAGUCAGCAGCUCAAUGGCCAGUCGAAUAAUCUCCUGGCAUCUCUCAACCAAACUGCGCCUAUCGAUCCCAAUGAACCUGGCGAGAAAGCUCAAGCAGCCCUUCUUGCAUCCAUGACGCAAGAAGAAAUUAAUGACCUUCGAAAGAUGGUCCACAGUAAGCACCUCUACGCUCGGCUCGUCGAUUCACUCGCACCUAUGGUGUACGGCCACGAUAUCAUCAAGAAAGGUCUCCUUUUGCAACUAGUUGGUGGGUUAAGUAAAACUACACCCGAAGGCAUGGCGCUUAGAGGCGAUAUCAACAUCUGCAUCGUAGGCGACCCAUCCACCUCUAAGUCACAAUUCUUGAAGUAUAUUUGCUCUUUCUUACCUCGUGCGGUAUACACUUCCGGCAAGGCAUCUUCUGCGGCAGGUCUUACGGCUGCUGUGGUCAAGGAUGAAGAGACCGGCGAGUUCACUAUCGAGGCCGGUGCCCUGAUGUUGGCGGACAACGGAAUUUGUGCCAUUGACGAGUUCGACAAGAUGGAUAUCAGCGAUCAAGUUGCGAUUCACGAAGCCAUGGAACAGCAGACUAUUUCCAUUGCAAAGGCCGGUAUCCAAGCUACCCUAAACGCCCGGACUUCCAUUUUGGCAGCUGCAAACCCGGUCGGUGGUCGGUACAAUCGCAAGACCACGUUGAGGGCUAAUAUCAAUAUGUCUGCUCCUAUCAUGUCUCGUUUUGAUCUCUUCUUUGUCAUUCUGGAUGAAUGUAACGAGGUUGUGGAUCGCCACCUCGCUGAGCACAUCGUUGGAAUUCAUCAGCUGCGAGACGAAGCCGUGCAGCCCGAGUUCUCGACGGAGCAGUUGCAACGAUAUAUUCGAUUCGCCAGGACAUUCAAACCUGAAUUUAAGCCUGAAGCCAGGGAGGUUCUGGUAGCGAAAUAUAAGGAGCUUCGGAGUGAUGAUGCCCAAGGAGGUAUCGGACGGAACAGCUACCGAAUCACUGUCCGACAGCUUGAAUCCCUAAUCCGUCUAUCAGAGGCGAUUGCUAAGGUUAAUUGUGUCGAGGAGAUUGAACCCCAUAUGGUGAUUGAAGCAUUCAAUCUUCUCCGACAAAGCAUUAUCUCUGUUGAGAAGGAUGAUGUCGACGUUGAUGAAGACGAAGAAGAGGUGCCAGGCGACAAUGCCGCGUCGAGCCGUAGAGAUAAUGAUGGCGACUCCCCCAUGGCUGAUGGCCCCGACGAAGAUGAAGAUGGUGAUGACGGAAAUGGAGGCGGCACAGUCGAUGCGAGCGGCACUCCCAUCCCCACAGCUGAUGGCCCGAGCAAGAAGACAAAGAUUACAUAUGACAAGUAUAUUAGCGUUGUGAAUCUCCUGGUCCAGCGCGUCAACGAGGACGAGAUGAGCAGCGGGGAGGGCGUAGAUGGCGAGAAGCUUGUGGAAUGGUACUUGGAGCAGAAGGAGGACGACCUAACUAGCGAGGAGGAUUAUCAUGCUGAGAAGGCGUUGACGAAGAAGAUUGUCAAGAGAAUGGUGAAGGAAAAUAUCCUAAUGGCGAUUAGAGGGCAAGGCCUUAUUGGUGAAGAUGGCGAGCGGAGUUCCGCCGCGGCGGAACACAUUGUUUAUGUUCUUCAUCCUAAUUGCGCCGUUGAGGAGUACUAA
Venustampulla echinocandica is the source of this 2901-nucleotide messenger RNA. RefSeq names its product DNA helicase. The coding region runs from base 1 to 2901 and encodes 966 amino acids. The record is from RefSeq and is a predicted model, not a curated record. The transcript has 3 exons. Gene Ontology annotation, biological process: double-strand break repair via break-induced replication; mitotic DNA replication; DNA replication initiation. NCBI's taxonomy places the organism in Eukaryota, Fungi, Ascomycota, Leotiomycetes, Helotiales, Pleuroascaceae. Gene Ontology annotation, cellular component: nucleus; MCM complex. Gene Ontology annotation, molecular function: single-stranded DNA binding; ATP binding; single-stranded 3'-5' DNA helicase activity.